CCCGAAUUGGGCUCUGGGGUCUGCAACUCGAAAGCCCCAACAUGCGACGCUCAAGUAUCACAUUCCUUCUCAACCACGAGCCCUCGCAAGACGAGGGCACUGCUGCACGUUGGUGCAAACCGGCGCAGGGCAACACGCCGCCACGGGUUGUAAAUCCGGACCCGUGGAAGCUCGAGUCGGCGGUGCAAGAGCUCAUUUCAGUCGAAUUUCGACAUGUGUGCCGGACCAAGCCCAUGGCGACGUCGCAGCCGCACCGUCACAAGUGCACCGUGAGUGGCUGCACCACGGCGUCUGUGAGCAAAGGCCUUUGCGUCCGACAUGGAGGCGGAACCCGGUGCUUGGAGCCGGGGUGUACCAAAAGGACAAAGCGCUUUCAACGGUGCUACAUGCACGGGGGCUUCCUCAUGUGCUCGGAGCGGGGCUGCACGAGCAAAGCGAAGCGAUUUGGACGGUGCUGGGCGCACGGAGGAGGCAUCGCGUGCUCGGAAGAAGGCUGUGGCAAGCUGUCUGUCAAAGGCGGCCUGUGUUGGACCCAUGGAGGCGGGUGCCGCUGCAAUGUCGACCAGUGCGGUCGACGGGCGUACAAGCGGUUCGGGUUUCGGUGCCAAGUGCACGCCACUGGGUCGUCUCAGUUCGAGUAGAGGCGUUGAAUAUAUACCACCACGUCAGCGGAAACGACCG
Molecule: messenger RNA, 681 nt
Organism: Aphanomyces invadans
Lineage: Eukaryota; Oomycota; Saprolegniomycetes; Saprolegniales; Verrucalvaceae
Exons: 3
Coding region: 42-641 (199 amino acids)
Source: RefSeq, a predicted model, not a curated record